This is a messenger RNA of Hordeum vulgare subsp. vulgare (domesticated barley), 507 nucleotides long. Its product is annotated as glutathione S-transferase T3-like. The record is from RefSeq and is a predicted model, not a curated record. The coding region runs from base 121 to 507 and encodes 128 amino acids. NCBI's taxonomy places the organism in Eukaryota, Viridiplantae, Streptophyta, Magnoliopsida, Poales, Poaceae. The transcript is spliced from 4 exons.
CAGCAGCCGCCCCACCUCGUCCAGGCGCCGAUGCCACCACACGAGCCCGAAUCCGGCGGCUCGAUUCCUCCACGACCACCAAAGGCAGCGGCAGCCUCUGUAUCAUCCUGGAGCCCCUAGAUGCAAGCCCCCUUGUGGUACACGAAUCUGGAUGAUUUGAAUCCAGAAACAUGGGGAGUGGAUUCUCAUCCACCUGGUGGGUUCCUUGGUUUCUUUAAGGAUGCCAGCAACGUGAAUUCAUCGCAACAAAUCAAGGAAAAAGAUGACAGCAAUGGUGUCGAGUGUGCAAGGACUGAAAAGCGCUUGCUGUGGACAAAAGAUGAAGAUCUUAGAUUGGUUGGUGCUUGGUUGAAUAAUUCAAACGAUCCAAUCCAAUCAAAUUACAAGAAGAACGACCAAUAUUGGAAAGAAGUUGCUGCUGUCUACAAUAGUACCACCCCCAAAAACAGGGAAAGGCUAGUCAAGCAAGUGAAGGGUCGCUUUGCGAGAAUUAAGAAAAGGUGGUGA